AUUCAAUGUCUGUUUGCGGGAUUGUCGCGGCAGACUUACUUGUCGCAAUUAUCCUCUCACGUAUUACGUUGGACGUGAUAAAACGUCGGCCGUGACUAAACUCUGAAAAAAUGGACGAAGACUUCUCACUUCACCAGAGACUGAAAGCUGCGCUGCACUUCACAGUCGGCCGCCUGUGCGAGGAUAUUGGAGGAGACGGUGGGAAGAGGUUCAACAAGGAGGUGCUGGCGGCCAUUGCGGAGACCACCUACAGGCAGUGCGACAUUUUUGCAAAAGAUCUGGAGGCCUUUGCAAGGCAUGCAAAAAGGACCACGGUGAAUUCGGAGGAUGUCAAGCUGGUGGCUCGGAGAAGUACGGCACUGUACAACCACAUUACGAGGAGGAGCGAGGAGCUUGCAUCAACAAACCAAGAGCAAAAGGAACGGAGGAAGAAGAACACAGGAAAAAGGAAGAGUGAGGAUGGCCAGACUGGGGCUGGAACUGCAGGCAAUGAGGAUUGUGACAUGACCUAAAAUGAGGAAUUUCCUGAGGUGUCUUCCAUGAAAAGGAGAAAAGGUGUAAAACGCUUUGUACGUAGUGACAUGCAUACAUGUCGUACAUGUCUGUUCUCCCUACUCCCCCUUCGAAGUGCAAAUCAGUGUGACAGACAGGAAGGAAAGCACAGAAUCAACCAGAGUAAUACUGAACUGUUUAUAAAAAAAAAAAAAAAAAAAAAGCUCCAGACAUUGGCACAAAUCUCUUAACAGUUCAUUCUCCACAAUGCAGUACGCAUUUUGGAGACUGUUAUGAAAAACCCAAUAAAAACAUUGUUUUUCAAUUGAUUGUAUCAAUCUUUGGAGUGGCACAUGUCAUUAAAACUGAAAAGCAUUUUAAUUUAGCUUUUAUCAGUCAGUAGACAAGGGCUUAAAGGUUUUUUGAUGUAUAAAACCACAUAGUGAAGAUGUAGUUCAAGGUUAUUUGUAGAAAUCAAAUCUUCCUACAAGUGGCUGUGGCCACUGGAUUGUUCUUGUACCUCUCUGGUGAACAAUGACAGCAGCACCCUACUGUUGUACUCAACUCCCUUGUGGUUGUGAGUAGGAUAUUACCAUGUAUGAAAUCAAUUCCUCAGGUCUUUUUUUCAUGACCAUAUACUUUCAACAUUUUGAAGACUAUAAAAAUAAAGCAGAUUUCACACAGAUUACUGCCUCUUAACAUAUAGCAGUCCUAUGCCUUCAGCUACUUUUGACCAUAUUCAGGUAGUUCUCACACACAGAGCAUUUAUUGCAGUUAAAUGUAGUAUCAGACAUUAGCUGUGAACACUGGAAAAUGAUCUUUUAAAAUGGCAGAAGAAACAUCUGUCAAAAGAAACAAAAUGUAAAUGAUUUACACUGGUACUAUUCAGACUUGCUACACACUGAAGAUCCAUGAGUAAUACCCAUAUUUUCAGUUGACUGAACCACUUGAAUGAAUGGAACUUAAUUUAACUACAAAAUCUGGUAUUACACUAUCCAAGUUUCUUUAAUUGUGCACCUAAAUGUUUCAUAAUUACACAAAUUUAUUGAAGAAACUUUAAAAAAGUAGAAAAUGUACAAUUCAUGGGAUUAAAAUAAUGGAGAAAAUGUAUGACAAGUUAUGUGGUUCCAGGUAUCAGCUUUUACCUUUGCAAUUAAUAUCAUCCUUUGCAAAAUACAAGUCUUACAGCAAUCCUUUUGCGUACUUUAUCACAAAUGUCCAAACGUGUCCUAAAAAUGACCUACUACAACUCAUACUAUUAUACUGUAUCAACAGAAGAAAACCUGUAAAGAAUCGGCAUUGUCAAAUAAUGUAGCGCACACAAAUUUUCUGUAAAAUUUAUCCCAUUAACAUGUGUUUGAAACAUUUAAACAUAGGAGACUUUGCUUUCAAAGAAAUUACCCAGUUUUGUUCUAAACAUUUACUCUGAAAUCAAACGAUCAACAAACUUGCACUGAGUUUUCAUAUAUAAUUCAAAUAAUGCAAGGUAUAUUUGGCUUACUAAAAAUUCUAGCCAAUAAUCCACUCUUGUUUUAAAAGGAAUUUGGGUUUAGAGAUGGGGGGGGGGGGG
This is a messenger RNA of Scleropages formosus (Asian bonytongue), 2062 nucleotides long. It is a transcript of the gene cenps, whose product is annotated as centromere protein S. The record is from RefSeq and is a predicted model, not a curated record. Lineage: Eukaryota; Metazoa; Chordata; Actinopteri; Osteoglossiformes; Osteoglossidae. The transcript is spliced from 5 exons. Gene Ontology annotation, cellular component: FANCM-MHF complex. Bases 111 to 512 code for a protein of 133 amino acids. Gene Ontology annotation, biological process: replication fork processing; resolution of meiotic recombination intermediates. Gene Ontology annotation, molecular function: protein heterodimerization activity; chromatin binding.